CGAGAAUCCGUCGCGUUUCUGGGGAGACGCCUCAGCCGGCAGUUAACUACCGUGCUCUGAACUCGGGUGUCGGCCGCUUCCAUCACCCGCGUCACCAUGGGGGCCGUGCUGGGCGUCUUCUCCCUCGCCAGCUGGGUCCCGUGCCUUUGUGGCGGAGCGUCGUGUUUGCUGUGCAGUUGCUGUCCCAGCAGUAAGAAUUCCACCUUGACUCGCCUCAUCUACGCUUUCAUCCUCUUCCUGGGCACCGUUGUCUGUUUUAUCAUGUUUCAUGAGGGGAUGGAGACUCAGCUGAAAAAGAUACCUGGAUUCUGUGAUGAAGGACUUAGUACCAGGAUUACUGAUAUUAUGGAUAAAGAUUGUGAUGUGCUGGUUCGUUAUAAAGCUGUGUAUCGAAUCAACUUUGCCUUGGCCGUCUUCUUCUUUGCCUUUUCUCUGCUCAUGUUAAAUGUGAAAACGAGUAAAGAUCCCAGAGCAGCCAUACACAAUGGAUUUUGGUUCUUCAAAAUUGCUGCCAUUGUUGGUAUCAUGGUUGGAUCUUUCUAUAUUCCUGGAGGCCACUUCAACACAGCCUGGUUUGUUGUUGGCAUGAUAGGGGCUUUCUUCUUCAUCCUCAUCCAGCUGGUGCUGUUGGUAGACUUUGCUCACUCUUGGAAUGAAUCAUGGGUAAAUCGAAUGGAAGAAGGGAAUCCAAGAUGCUGGUAUGCCGCUUUACUGUCUAUCACAAGCUUGUUUUAUAUCCUGUCAAUCAUCUUUGCCGGGUUGCUGUACAAAUACUACACCAAACCAGAUGGCUGCACAGAAAACAAGUUCUUCAUCAGUUUUAAUCUGAUCCUUUGCGUGGUGAUUUCUGUUUUGUCAAUCCAUCCAAAAAUUCAGGAACACCAGCCUCGUUCUGGCCUCCUGCAGUCUUCUCUCAUCACCCUCUACACCAUGUACCUCACGUGGUCAGCCAUGUCCAAUGAACCUGAUCGUUCCUGCAACCCUGGCCUGUUGAGCAUCAUCACGCACAUGGCCUCAUCCACCUUGGCCCCUGCGAAUACAACUGCUCCAGCCCCUACCCCUGCUGUGCCGUCAGAGAGCGGGCCUUCUCUGAAUAAGGAGAAUUUCACUGGGCUGUUAGUCUUUGUUCUCUCCCUUUCCUAUUCUAGCAUCCGCAAUUCCAGCAAUAGCCAAGUAAGUAAGCUGACGCUGUCAGGAAGUGACAGCGUGAUCCUCCGUGAUACGGCUGCCAAUGGCGCCAGCGAUGAGGAAGACGGACGGCCUCGGCGGGCAGUGGACAACGAGCGAGAGGGGGUGCAGUACAGCUACUCCGUGUUCCACCUCAUGCUCUGCUCGGCCUCCCUGUACAUCAUGAUGACCUUGACCAACUGGUACAGCCCUGAUGCAAACUUCCAGAGCAUGACUAGCAAGUGGCCAGCUGUGUGGGUCAAGAUCAGUUCCAGCUGGUUCUGCCUCCUCCUCUACGUCUGGACCCUUGUGGCUCCGCUUGUCCUCACCAAUCGAGACUUCAGCUGAAGCUGAGUGCCAAGGACACCACUGAAAUUCAUAAAGGUCUCCAUUGCUGAAAGCUCCCUUACUGUUUACUUUCGCUUCAACUAAUAUAUUAAGCAAAUGCUUUGCAAAUAAGACUAUAUCCAGGUUUAUAUCGGAGGGCAAGAUGGAAUAAUGCUUGAUGCAGGAUCAGAACCUUUCAUUUAUAUCUCUAUUAUGUUUAUUUGUAAGGAUAGAGAGCAAAAGGAACAGAUUGUGUUUUAAAGUGAACUACAGCUGUGCUGUGAAGAGAGUUCUUUAUUAAGACUUGUAGGUUCCUACAACUUUGAUUUAAAAUGUAAGACAAAAAUGUUGGAUAUUUGAGGUUGUCGUUAAUAUAUUUCUAUUGCAGUAUCUUUAAAGAACAAAAUAAUUAUAAUAAUGCAUUUAUAUUGACAGUUUUCUUCUGUGAAAGUCUUUACUGUGUGAUACAGGCCCUCUGUUCAGUCCUUAAACUCAGUGCUUGGGGAAAGGAGUCUGUGUGCAGGUCUUGCCCCAGAAGAGGGGUUGUUGGUAUGGCUGCUGCUUCUAUGUCUUGAGGUUUUUUUAUUUCCUUUUUAUUUUUUAUACUACAGCAUUGAUGCUGCUUGAUUCAAGCCUGUGGCUUUGCUAGAAAUGUUAAUUUCAAUAAACGCUUUGUAUGUUUGGUUAAGCUGAAGAUUCACUUGAAAAACUGGUGCAGCUUUAGUCUAUGUCAUUAUCUUGUUACAAGUAUGUAAAACUAUCAAUGCAUGUGAAUAUAUUUGCACUAUAAAGGUAUUUGAUUAAAAUAGAAAGACUUAGACUUUUUAAGGUCCUUUCUUUAACAGCUUUGAUGAGUUAGCAGCAUUUUAGGUUUUUCAUUUUUUUAGACUUUUUUGGGCAGUAAGAUUUAUAAAGCAUCUUCCAGAAUGCUCUCCUGUUCCUUCUAAAAUUUAAGGUCUGACCAGUGAGUAAAGUCUUGAACUCAUUCAGAAAUUCUACUAAAUGUCUUUCCUGGGCAAGACUUGGGUAGAUGAGAGAUAAGGCUUGCGUUCUCUGGAAGCUUCUUUGGGAGAGGUGGCACAGAGGGAAGUAGGAUAGAGCAGUCUGCGUGCUCGGCGACGGUGUACUGCAUGUUCUGUACCGGCCCCGUCAGGCCUGGGAUACAGCCGCAAACGUGACAGGCACCAGCUCUGCCGGCCUGGACUUAGAGUUUCAAAGAGGGUGUUGCAAUUAGUGCUGUGAUUCAGGAAUUGCGGAGAACUCACAGGAGAGGUGCCGGGUGGGGAGUGUCAUGGUAGGCUUCCUGAGACAAGUGAUGUCUAAGCCAAGAAACGUUAGGAGUUCACGAAUGAGAGGAAUAGGGGAGUGGAGUGGCACCGCUGAAGGAUAGACUGCAUGUGAAGGGUAGGGAGAUUUAAAAAACAGAUACAUUGUGUUCAGUGGAGCUUUAAUGGGGAGAAGUGGUCUGGGACCAGGCCACGAAGAGCUUUGUAAACCACACUGAAGAGUUUGGACCUUGUGCAGGGGCAGCAGGGAACAUAGAGUGCCGUGGGCAGAUGGUCUCGUCAGUCACUGCGGCUGAUGUACAGAGAUGGGAUCUAGAGAAGGAGACCGGGGCAGUCCUUAUGAGAUCUGAAGCAGAGAAGGCAAGUGAGAAUAGAAAUUGACAGCUGAGAGUUCCUCAGUAAUUAAACGUUUUAACUUGGCAGUUGAUUAGCUGUGGGAGAGAGGUUGAUUCCUGAGUGAUGCUAGUUUAGCCACCUGAAAUCUCAGGUGGUUCUGUUUAUAUGGUGAGAAAAACCAGAAGUGGAGGAACAACCUGCGCUAGAAGAAAGAUGGAGGUGGGCUCUGAAGAUGGCUGUUUGGUUUGGAAGCAUGGUUUAUUUUCUGUCAGGCUGGUCAGUAAAUAUUUACUGAGUACAUACUAUGCUUUACAACCUUAGGCAAAUGACAAGCCAUCUGAGCCUCAGUGUUUCCUUUGUUUGAAAGCUUAUCUUGGUACAGAAGAGCAUUUAGAGAGUAAAAUUACUUUGCAAAGUGCUUAACCAUUGUAAGCACGCUGGUGGUAGCUGCUCAUCGCCACAUGGGCUAAAAUGAGACUGGUCAAUAGUCAGAGGUCAGAGAUAUUCAGCCGUAAUCUAAUGGAGGUGAGAUUUGAGGGUUCUUACAGAAUUAGACAGGGCCUAGAGGGGACAGUCUCAGCUGAGCUGUAGGUGCGGGGUCAGGAAGCAGGGCUUGAUAGGAACUGUUGGAAUUGCUACCAUUUAAACCAGUACUUUAUGCCCUGGCUCAGAGAGAAAAUUGCCAGGGAUGUGGGGGACAGUUAGGGAAGGUAUAGCCCCUUACUCUGCUGGUGUAAAGCAAGUCACCCCAUUUUCCUUAAAGAAGGGCCAGCCAGAUUAAGACCUUUAAAGGUCCUGAACUUUAAAAACAUCACCGUGUACCACCCCUCCCCCACCUUACGUCACUUAAAAGCAAUACUAAACUGUAAAAUAAGUGUAACAGAGUCCAAUAAAGUUUUUAUUUUUUUCUCGUGAUGAUAACUUCAAUAUUAAUUUGAAAUAACAAAUUCGCUUUUAAAACCGAAGGGGCAGUGUCCCUACUUUGCUUGGUUAUAAAAUCAAGUUAAAACUGGCCUGUUGCUGGGACAGCCAGUAGUGUACUCAGGUUCAGCUCAGUUCAGUCGUUCAGUUGUGUCCGACUCUUUGCAACCCCAUGAACUGCAGCACGCCAGGCCUCCCUGUCCAUCACCAACUCCUGGAGUUCACCCAGACCUGUGUCCAUCGAGUCAGUGAUGCCAUCCAGCCAUCUCAUCCUCUGUCGUCCCCUUCUCCUGCCCACAAUCCCUCCCAGCAUCGGGUCUUUUCCAGUGAGUCAGGUCUUCAUAUCAAGUGGUCAGAGUGUUGGAGUUUCAGCUUCAACAUCAGUCCUUCCAAUGGACACCCAGGACUGAUCUCCUUUAAGAUGGACUGGUUGGAUCUCCUUGCAAUCCAAGGAACUCUCAACAGUCUUCUCCAACACCACAGUUCAAAAGCACCAAUUCUUCAGCACUCAGCUUUCUUUAUAGUCCAACUCUCACAUCCAUACAUGACCACUGGAAAAACCAUAGCCUUGACUAGAUGGACCUUUGUUGGCAAAGUAAUGUCUCUGCUUUUUAAUAUGCUGUCUAGGCUGGUGUACUCAAGACUCAAGUGAAUUAUACAUGUUGAGUGCUGAAUCAUACACAUGCAUUUAAAAAAAUCAGUAUUUUAGGUAAGGUCAGGAUUCCUCUGUAAAGCAAGAGGGUAUUUUGAAUCCUAAGACCUAUGGUGUCAUCCCAUUUUAGAAGAGUCCCCUGGUGUCUCAUCGCCAUGAAGCAGGCCUGU
Messenger RNA from Budorcas taxicolor (takin), 4859 nucleotides. It is a transcript of the gene SERINC3, whose product is annotated as serine incorporator 3. The transcript has 10 exons. Gene Ontology annotation, cellular component: membrane. The record is from RefSeq and is a predicted model, not a curated record. The coding region runs from base 97 to 1515 and encodes 472 amino acids. Lineage: Eukaryota; Metazoa; Chordata; Mammalia; Artiodactyla; Bovidae.